AUGUCGAUUUGUAAAUGCGGAUUGAUGAGUUUUCUUAAUAUUUCAUGCCCGCCAAUGAUGGAGAAAUGGGAGGUGGUUAAAGAAACUGUAAAUAACAACGCAAGCGGUCGUUCCGAUGCUGAUAAACAAGAGCAUUGUGACGAAGAAGACCAAGUGUUCGAUGUAAUGACUCUGAGAAGAUUGGUGAAGAUAGAGAGGCAGCGAGCGCAUGAUGCUUACAUAGAACUCGAGAAAGAGCGAAUGGCAUCCACCACUGCAGCCGAGGAAACAAUGGCUUUGAUUUUGCGUCUUCAGAAUCAGAAAAGCGUCCUUGAAAUGGAAGCCCAACAACAUCAAAGAUUGAGUCAUGAAAAGCAACUCCAUGAUCAAGAAGUUAUUCAAUCGUUGAGGUGGAUUGUGAUGAAACAUGAAUCGGAAAGAAGCAUAUUGGAAGAUCGUUUAAGAUUGUAUAAACAAAGAUUGAAGCUGUAUCAGAAUUACGAUGGUGAAGAUGGAAGCGAAUGGAUUAAUGGAUCUUUGAGUCGUCUUGAUAACCUCGAUGAAGGGCUCGUUAGCUCUCUUGAAUUGGGUUUGUCGCCAUGGUAA
This is a messenger RNA of Lactuca virosa, 585 nucleotides long. The record is from the annotation of a GenBank genome assembly. Lineage: Eukaryota; Viridiplantae; Streptophyta; Magnoliopsida; Asterales; Asteraceae.